Messenger RNA from Cryptomeria japonica (Japanese cedar), 978 nucleotides. Its product is annotated as cationic peroxidase 2-like. Gene Ontology annotation, biological process: response to oxidative stress; hydrogen peroxide catabolic process. NCBI's taxonomy places the organism in Eukaryota, Viridiplantae, Streptophyta, Pinopsida, Cupressales, Cupressaceae. The record is from RefSeq and is a predicted model, not a curated record. Gene Ontology annotation, molecular function: peroxidase activity; heme binding. Gene Ontology annotation, cellular component: plasmodesma; plant-type cell wall. Bases 1 to 978 code for a protein of 325 amino acids. The transcript has 4 exons.
AUGGCUCAAGGAUUAAGGAUCAUAAUUCUGUUUGUUUACUUCUUGUUUAGUGUGAAAGGUGAAGGAAGUACUAGAGUGGGGUUCUAUUCUAAAACUUGUCCCACAGCAGAGAAGAUUGUCAGAUCCACAGUGGAAUCCCAUGUAAAUGCCAACGUAGGAAUUGCGGCUGGACUUCUCAGGCUUCACUUUCACGACUGCUUUGUUCAGGGUUGUGAUGGAUCAGUACUAAUAAGCGGCCAUUUGUCCGAGAGGACUGCCAUUCCCAAUUUGGGAGCGAGGGGGUUCGAAGUGAUCGAGGAUGCCAAGGCCAAAAUCGAGGCAAAAUGCCCUGGUGUUGUUUCUUGUGCAGAUAUACUUGCAAUUGCAGCAAGAGAUUCAGUAGUUCUGACUAAGGGGAUGAGCUGGUCUGUACCCACUGGAAGGAGAGAUGGAUUGAUUUCAUCUGCUUCAGAAGUACUUACCAAUCUUCCAUCGCCUGCAGAUUCAGUGAGUGUGCAGAAGGACAAAUUUGCUGCAAAGGGACUCACCACCGAGGAUCUUGUCACUCUUGUAGGAGGGCACACCAUCGGACAAACUGACUGCCAAUUUUUCAGAUAUCGUCUGUACAACUUCACGUCGACUGGAAAUGCUGAUCCAUCAAUAAACAUGGCGUUUGUAUCAGAGUUGCAGAGCCUUUGCCCUGCGGGUGGAGAUGCCACUAAACGGGUGGCGCUCGACAAUGGCAGCCAAAAUAACUUCGAUGCCAGCUUUUUUAAGAACAUACGAGACGGGAAAGGCGUGUUGGAAUCAGAUCAGAGGCUUUGGUCCGAUCCCUCCACAAAUAUAUUUGUGCAAAAGUACGCGGGAAGUAUAAGAGGUUUCAUCGGUUUCAGAUUCGGGAGUGCUUUUGGCAAAGCGAUGGUGAAAAUGGGCAACAUUGGAAUAAAGACUGGAACAGACGGGGAGAUCAGAAAAGUAUGUUCCAGAUUCAAUGCUUAA